AUGUCUAUGCCAACACAUCAGCCUAUUCAAUUUGGGUCUCGUACUAGUACUAAUGUAAGGAAAAAAAAGGAAAAAGAAACGGCAUCAUCGACAUUGAUGAAGUACUUAUUAGAAAAUAGGCAACGCUCAGAAACUACGACUUCAAAAGAUCCCAUAGAUGCAUUUUUAAUGGGAAUUGCAGCUACGAUGAAAACAUUAGAUCCUUUUCACGCUAAUUUAGCGAAAUCGAAAGUUUUCACAGCAGUUCAGGAAGUCGAAAAGCUACAGAUCACGCAUAACCAAUAUCUUAUGUACAACCCUCCUUCAGAAAGUAAUUGGAAUUGGACUCCUCCGCCUCUUUCUAAUGUUCAAAGUGUUCAAAAAAACCUUCCAAACAACUCUGAAACCUGCCAACUGGUUUCAGAAACAAUAUCGUCUGAUAAUAUAAUAACACGUUUAUAA
This is a messenger RNA of Metopolophium dirhodum (rose-grain aphid), 441 nucleotides long. RefSeq lists its product as uncharacterized. Bases 1 to 441 code for a protein of 146 amino acids. Gene Ontology annotation, molecular function: DNA binding. The transcript has a single exon. Lineage: Eukaryota; Metazoa; Arthropoda; Insecta; Hemiptera; Aphididae. The record is from RefSeq and is a predicted model, not a curated record.